GUAUGCAUCAUGGUUUGUUACCAAUUUGUGGCACGCACAAGUACUGCCCGCCUUGCUUGUCCCCGCCGUCGAACGCGUCGCGUGGACGCCGCGGCAGCCUGGUUUGAUACCGCAUGUAGUACGGCAAGAAAGGCCCUGCUGGUUGCAGUCCCAGCAUGGUUGCGACCAGGCGGACCGCGUGUCGGCCUUGGCUUUGACAUGGCAUACGUGGACUACCCCACCGGCGAUGAGUCAACGGUGGCGGCGGUCGCUGUCGCCGGCUCGCCGCUGACGGUGACGCUGCAUCACCGCCGACAUUCGCACCCCCACCAUGCAUGCAUCUCCAACGCGCACGGCCUGCUGCGAGGGGCCGUCGGUGCACGCGGCCAUGUAUGUGGCAGUACGGCUACUGGGUGCUUGACAUCACGCAGGACUGCUACACACCCGCCGCACGUCUACGUGCCCAUCGGCGCCGUGGCGGUGGUGCUGGCAGGCCUGCUCGCGCCGGCGGCGCUCAAUGCCGGCAUCCUCCUCACACGCCGGCACAAGCUUGACGAGCUACACAUGCAGCAGGUCUACGGCUUCCUGUACAUGAAGUACAAGGCCCGCUUCUACUGCUGGGAGUCGCGGGCGCAGCCGCAGAUGCUGCUGCUGCUGGUGGUGCAGGUGUUCAGCCAGGGCAGCGUCACCUUCCACCAGCUGCUGCGGCUGCGCGGCGUGCGCCUGGCGGUGCUCAGCCUCACCACCACGCUGCGGCUCUGCUUCAUUGACAUUUACGGCUUGAACGCCACCAUGGGCGGAAACAAGGCCCAGUACUACACCGUACUCACGGUCAUCACGCUCAUUAAUAUCGGGCUGUUCGGCCGGAGGCAGAGCUUCAGCACGCUCUCCAAGGCGUGGUCGCUGGUGUCAAGAAGCUCGGGAGGCGGCACGGGUGGCGGCGGCGGCGGCGGCUGGCGCAUUGUGACGGGCCGCAUGGCGGACCUGGGCACCGGCAUUAACAGCAAGCGGCCGAGGCCGCUGCUGCCCGGCACCCAGUCCGCACGGCAGCCGCAGGAGCAGCAGCAGCAGAGUGGCGAAGCCGCCAUCUGCGUUCGCCACGGCGGGCCCGGCACUGAGCCGAACAGGGACGUGACGUCAACUCCGCAACUAACAUCCGGCACGCGCUGGUGGAGAUGCUGCUGGGGCACAAGCGACCUGCAUCGCUGCAGACUGGCGGCGGCGGCGGCGGCAGCGGCGGCGGCGGCGGCGGCGGCGGCGGUGGCGGCGGCGGCGGCAGCAGCAGCGGGGGCGCGUGCGCGCAUCUUGGUAGCGGAGGGGGCGGGAAAGGCCACGUGGAGGCCUGUGGAGGAGGAGAGCGCAGCGCCGCCCAAGAAGCGGCGCAAGCGCGCAGGCUGAGGAGCCGGCUGGUGUCUAGGUAGCGGUCCGCGGUGGGGCUGGCAGGGCAUGCGUAGCGGCAUGACAAGUAGUGCGGCUGUUGCCAACUGUGCUUCGUCUGGCUGCGGUUGGCUCUGCUGUGGCAUCGCGAUUGCUAGGCACCUGGUUUGGCUAUGUGCCUGUGGAAACCGCCCCCGGCUAUGUUUGGGCGAUGAGGUUGUUCGGCCUCAGACUGUGGAGGGGCUCAGCCCUUUUUCCCGUGACCGGGGAACACUUGUCAUUCAUGUACCGUACGUGCCUUAUGCACAUGGGACACUGCUGUGGGAAUAAAUCUGGCAGCACGGGGCCCAUGCCAGAAUUGAUUAGGCGCGCAUGUGUGGGCCAAGCUAGCCAUUCUGUCUAGUCUACGCAGGUUGGCGAGUUGGGCCACGAUGUGACAUUGGGUCAUUGGCUGCCCCUGCGCUUGAACUUCAUGAAGCAUAACAUUCCGUUGUGAUCCCGCCGUACGUGUGCAUGAUAAGCCCUACGUGUGCGUCAGGAGGCGGGCUUUCACCAAGCCCUGCAGGCCGAUUGUGAAAGCGGGUGAAGAUUAGUGUGCUGGAGAUGCCCGUUCUGAACCUUUUGACCAAAGAGGCCCUCCAAGCUGCUACGGCAAAGCAUGCCCGCACAGUCGCGGCUGUGUGAGUAUUCCGCAAUCAACGG
Molecule: messenger RNA, 2058 nt
Organism: Chlamydomonas reinhardtii
Lineage: Eukaryota; Viridiplantae; Chlorophyta; Chlorophyceae; Chlamydomonadales; Chlamydomonadaceae
Exons: 10
Coding region: 199-1377 (392 amino acids)
Biological process (GO): protein deubiquitination; double-strand break repair via homologous recombination
Molecular function (GO): ubiquitin binding
Source: RefSeq, a predicted model, not a curated record